AAUAUAAAAAAAUAAUAGAAAUAUACCUAAAAAUAAAAAAGAUAUUUGAAUUGAAGAUCUCUGGUGGUAUCGUAAACAAUAUUUUAUUAGAAACAAAAUGCUUAAUUCUAUGGUUAAAGAACACCAAGCGAGGCAAGUUAAACGCAAAGAAGAACAAGAAAUUCGUCGCAAAGAAGCAAUUGAAUCCUCCAAUGAACUUACACAAGCCCUAGUGGACCAUUUAAAUGUUGGUGUGGCUCAAGCUUAUCUUAACCAAAAGCGAUUGGAUGCUGAAGCAAAACAAUUACAUGUCGGUGCUACUAAUUUCGCCAAACAGACUCAUCAAUGGUUGCAACUAAUCGAUAAUUUUAGCAGUGCCUUGAAGGAGCUCGGAGAUGUUGAAAACUGGGCACGAAGCAUUGAGACUGAUAUGCAAACAAUACAAGGAACUUUGGAAAUAGCCUACAAGACUUCACGACAGCCAACAUCUUCAACAAAUUAAUUAAAACAUGAUAUCAAAUUUAUUAUAUAAUUUAAUACAUUUAUUUAAUUAAAUUUGUAAUUUUUAUUUGUUUAUAAUAAAUGAUUUUUUAUUUAAAAAAAUAAACACGGCCGAAUGAAUAUAUUAGCCUACGACAUUGCAGUGGGAGCAUUGAUGAAUGUUUGACAUUAAAGCACGCAUUCCGGCAUUUAUAAAUAUAAAAAUAAUUUUGUCUAAUGUAUGUUUUCGUUUUGUUUUUUUUUUUUUAAUAUAA
Molecule: messenger RNA, 734 nt
Organism: Episyrphus balteatus (marmalade hoverfly)
Lineage: Eukaryota; Metazoa; Arthropoda; Insecta; Diptera; Syrphidae
Gene: Blos1
Product: biogenesis of lysosome-related organelles complex 1 subunit 1
Exons: 4
Coding region: 98-481 (127 amino acids)
Biological process (GO): endosomal transport
Cellular component (GO): BLOC-1 complex
Source: RefSeq, a predicted model, not a curated record